This is a messenger RNA of Lipotes vexillifer (Yangtze River dolphin), 426 nucleotides long. It is a transcript of the gene CUNH19orf12, whose product is annotated as chromosome unknown C19orf12 homolog. NCBI's taxonomy places the organism in Eukaryota, Metazoa, Chordata, Mammalia, Artiodactyla, Lipotidae. Bases 1 to 426 code for a protein of 141 amino acids. The record is from RefSeq and is a predicted model, not a curated record. The transcript has 2 exons.
AUGCCCGUCGCGGUGGAGGACAUCAUGAGGCUGCUGUGCUCCAUCUCUGAGGAGAGGAAAAUGAGGGCGGCCGUCAGGCACUCCGGGAGGGGCGCCCUGGUCACAGGGGCUGUGGCCUUCGUUGGUGGUUUGGUGGGCGGCCCACCAGGACUAGCCGUUGGGGGGGCCGUCGGGGGUUUGUUAGGCGCGUGGAUGACAAGUGGACAGUUUAAGCCAGUUCCUCAGAUCAUAAUGGAGCUGCCACCUGCCGAGCAGCAGAAGCUCUUUAACGAAGCCACUGCCAUCGUCAGGCACCUGCAAUGGACGGACGCCGUGCAGCUGACCAUGCUGGUCAUGGGCAGUGAGGCCCUGCAGCAGCAGCUGCUGGCGAUGCUGGCCAACUACGUCACCAAGGAGCUCCGGGCAGAAGUGCAGUACGACGACUAG